AUGGGCUUUGCUCUGCCUGGCGACUUGGCCUUGGUCAGCACCAAGGAUGGGCGGGCAGGCCUGUGCAAGCUGUGCUUGUCCCAGAGAUGGCAGCGUGGAGGCAACGCAUCCAACUCCUGCACUGUCCUCUCCCUGCUUGGAGCCCCCUGUGCCUUCAUGGGCUCACUGGCCCCGGGCCACGCUGCCGAUUUUGUCCUGGACGACUUUCGCCGCUAUUCCGUGGACCUGCGCUACACGGUCUUUCAGACCACGGGCUCCGUCCCCAUUUCCACAGUCAUCAGCAGCGAGGCCAGUGGUAGCCGCACCAUCCUACAUGCCUGCAGCUUCCUGGUGGCUGACUUCAGGCAGCGGGGCGUGGACGUGUCUCAGGUGGCCUGGCAGAGUAGCGGGGAAGCCCCAUGCUCUUGCUGCAUCGUCAACAGCUCCAAUGGCUCCCGUACCAUUGUGCUCUACGACACGAACCUACCAGAUGUGUCUGCUAAAGAUUUUGAGAAGGUUGACCUGACCCGGUUCAAGUGGAUCCACAUUGAGGGCCGGAAUGCAUCGGAGCAGGUGAAGAUGCUGCAGCGGAUAGAACAGCACAACGCCAGGCAGCCUCCCGAGCAGAAGAUCCAGGUGUCUGUGGAGGUGGAGAAGCCGCGAGAGGAGCUGUACCAGCUGUUUGGCUACGGAGACGUGGUGUUUGUCAGCAAAGAUGUGGCCAAGCACUUUGGGUUCCAGUCAGCGGAGGAGGCCCUGAGGGGCCUGUACGGUCGCGUGAGGAAGGGGGCUACGCUGGUCUGUGCCUGGGCUGAGGAGGGUGCCGACGCCCUGGGCCCUGAUGGACGGCUGCUCCACUCCGACGCUUUCCCACCGCCCCAGGUGGUGGACACUCUGGGGGCCGGAGACACCUUCAACGCGUCCGUCAUCUUCAGCCUGUCCCAGGGGAAGAGCAUGCAGGAGGCACUGAGCUUUGGCUGCCAGGUGGCGGGCAAGAAGUGUGGUCUGCAGGGCUUCGAUGGCAUCGUGUGAGUGCCCUGUGGCAGGAAGCACCGGCUCACAUCCCCACCCCAGGCCAGCACCACUGGCUGCCGUCGCCCUCUCUCCUCUGGCCAGCUGGGAUCAGGCUGCCUUGCCCCCUGGGCGGAUGCCGGCUGUGGGAGGGCUCCACCUGUGACCUGGCAUCUCACGUGGCAGAGCUGCGGAGCAAAUAAAUCUUCCCCAGAGCCAGCUUCCUUCUGGCAG
Molecule: messenger RNA, 1224 nt
Organism: Physeter macrocephalus (sperm whale)
Lineage: Eukaryota; Metazoa; Chordata; Mammalia; Artiodactyla; Physeteridae
Gene: KHK
Product: ketohexokinase
Exons: 9
Coding region: 1-1011 (336 amino acids)
Biological process (GO): fructose metabolic process
Molecular function (GO): ketohexokinase activity
Source: RefSeq, a predicted model, not a curated record